GUAACAUUGUCAGGAUUCAACAAGGAGAAGUGAGAAGUUUAAUCUGACAUCAACAGAAGUGCGCUUAUACGAAUUCAGGAAGCUGUUGGAUACAGUAGGUCAACCGCGAUUCAUAUUUGAUAUUAAUCGGUGUUGUAGUUAUCGUGAAAGCCAGAUGUUUAGGUUUGGCGUGUUGCUCUUCUGUUGGACCUUUGCGUCCUGUACCAUCACAUGCCCGGACAAAACCACCUGUUCCGAUCACACAACCUGCUGCCAAACCGAGCACGGGUACAGCUGCUGUGGCUAUCCUAAUGCUGUGUGUUGCCCCGAUUUGUCCCACUGCUGCCCUCGAGGAUUUCGAUGUAACUUGGCGUCCCAGCACUGCGAGAGAGAUCCUAACUCAUGGACGGACUCUCCGUUUCUGCGAAAAAGUGCUGGGGAACCUCUCGUUAUUCCGUUUCGAACAAUUUUACAUCCGGAAAAUGUGGAACAGCCUCGUGGACCAGCUGUAGUUAAUGGCAGCAAUAGCGAACAGGAAUUGGGAGUCAUUCGUUGCAGUUCAAAGUUCUUCUGCCCGCAGGGCACAUCUUGUUGCCAAGGAUUAUCGUCCGAAUCGUGGAAUUGCUGUCCUUAUCCACUGGGCGAAUGUUGUGCGGAUGGUCAGCAUUGCUGUGAAUAUGGAUACGCAUGCAGCAUCAACCCCCUGUCGUGUAGCAGAAAAACCAGUCCAUUCAAAACAUGAAUAUAUUAAUCAAAAUGGCUGACGACCCUUUGUUAUCUUUUGUUAUAAUUACUGAAUAAUUGUGCCUCUGUACAAGUAUGUAAUACAGUUUGAUGAUUGGAAAAACAAGUGUGCGUUUUUGUCUUGAGUUUUUCUUUUUUUUUGGUCAACGUCAA
Molecule: messenger RNA, 876 nt
Organism: Corythoichthys intestinalis (scribbled pipefish)
Lineage: Eukaryota; Metazoa; Chordata; Actinopteri; Syngnathiformes; Syngnathidae
Product: progranulin-like
Exons: 4
Coding region: 155-721 (188 amino acids)
Cellular component (GO): extracellular region
Source: RefSeq, a predicted model, not a curated record